This is a messenger RNA of Astyanax mexicanus (Mexican tetra), 1737 nucleotides long. It is a transcript of the gene gja13.1, whose product is annotated as gap junction protein alpha 13.1. The record is from RefSeq and is a predicted model, not a curated record. Gene Ontology annotation, cellular component: connexin complex. The coding region runs from base 169 to 1038 and encodes 289 amino acids. The transcript has 2 exons. Lineage: Eukaryota; Metazoa; Chordata; Actinopteri; Characiformes; Acestrorhamphidae. Gene Ontology annotation, biological process: cell communication.
GCUGAUCUUCCGGCAACGUGACAGUUUGCCACUUUGAAAAAUUUAUUACACAACCUCUGGAAGGGAAAAACUCAAGGUUCAACAGCAGUUAGAUAUCACUUAGUUUCUGGAGCGGUUUUCAUAAGGAAGAAGGGAUCAUUUGCAAAGUAACCCUGAGCUCCAAGGAGAAUGGGAGAUUGGGGGUUUCUCUCGAGUCUACUGGACAAGGUGCAGUCCCACUCCACUGUGAUUGGGAAGAUAUGGAUGAGCGUCCUCUUCAUCUUCAGGAUCCUGGUCCUGGGGGCGGGAGCGGAGAGCGUCUGGGGCGAUGAACAAUCUAGUUUAGUGUGCAACACCAUGCAGCCCGGUUGUGAGAAUGUGUGCUACGACUGGAAGUUCCCCAUCAGCCACAUCCGCUUCUGGGUGAUGCAGAUCAUCUUUGUCUCCACUCCAACCCUGAUCUACUUGGGCCAUGCUUUUCUUGUCAUCCACAAAGAGAACAAGCUGAGAGAGAAAAUAAAACGGCAGCGUGACAACAAAAUGCUGAAAAUGCCCAAAUACACUGAUGACAAGGGUCAUGUCACGAUCAAGGGGAAUCUUCUAGGAAGCUACCUAACCCAGCUUUUCUUUAAGGUAAUCUUAGAGCUGGCUUUCAUUGUCGGGCAGUAUUAUCUGUAUGGCUUCAUUAUGAUCCCUGAAUUUGCCUGCUCUAAAAAGCCGUGCCCGUACACAGUGGAGUGCUUCAUGUCCCGUCCCACAGAGAAGACCAUCUUCAUCAUCUUCAUGCUGGUGGUGGCCUGUGUGUCUCUACUGCUGACUGUGAUCGAGAUCUUCUACCUGAUCUGCACCCGGGUUAGAUGUCGGCCCACAAAGCAAAGGAUGUACAACAGAACGUCGGCUGAGCACCCAGCCGGCUUGUCUUCUUCGUGGCAGCCCGCGCUGGGGGUCGAGGACCCUCUGAAGCAAAACAAGCUUAACAUGCAGUUAGAGAGUGGACACAGUAUCGCUGUCAGUCUGGACGAGGCACAUGAGGACAAAGAGAUGUUAAAGGACCAUUAGAUUUAAUGUUGCAAAAAAAAUUAUGUUGUUUCUUCUCAAAGAAACAUUGUUGUUUUGAAUGUGUUGUUCAUAAACUCUAGGGUCCAAAGGUCUGAGUCUGCUGCCAGGAACUGCUUUUAUUUCAUCAUUUAUCGAAAAAACUAAUUCAACUUUUGUCCAUACUUGAUUUAUUCUUGUUUGAUUUCCAAAAAUGUUAGAGAAGAGAGAACUGUUGGGAUUCUUCCACACUACACUAAAUUGAUGUCUUAUGUAUGUUUAAAGAGACAUUUUUUUUUUUUUAUCUGUUUAAGAAAUGUUGUACCAAUAGGAAAGUUGAAUUCAUUUUUACGUUUUUUAUAACUGAUAAAAUAAAAGUAGCUCUGUUUGCACUAGACCUCACUGUUCAUACACUUCAAUUGAACAAAAUUAUGUUAAAUCUUAUUCUGACUGCUUAUUGAGAUAUAGAUUUAAUUUAAAUGCUAUAUUAGUACUUUAUUAUAGAUAUAUACUAGGCUUGAAGUAUUUUGGUCCAUUUUGCGAGUUUUUGUUACUUUUGUCUUUUUUAGGUAUUGUAUGUAUUCAUAGAAAGUAACUUAUAAAGAAGCUUUUUUGGCUUCAAAGUAUUUCAGUAUUCUUCAAAAUGAAUGAUGUUGGGAUGUAAGAGUAUGUUGAUAUAAUCUCUUCACCUGAAAUAAAGUAUUGUAAUGAAAACCUUUUAAA